AUAAUAUACUCUUUUGUCCCUUUGAAUUUGCUAUUUAGAGUUAUAUUUCUCGUCACAAUUCACAAAAUUUUACUCUCAAUAGCAAACUUAAAGGAAAGUGAUAUUUUCCAUUAGAACAUGUCGCUCUCAGUAGCAAACUCAAAUGAACAUACUACUAAAAGUAAUAUUUUCACUGUAAUAUCUUAAUCACAAUAGCAAACUCAAAAGGACAAGUGAAUAUUUCCUCAGCAGCUCACGACCACUGGUUUUGACUAGUGACAGAUUUUUUUUACAGAUAUCUUCUUCAUAUAUUCUGAUUCUUGUAAACAUAUUGAGUUUCUGUAACAAAGAAAGAAAAAAUAACACCCAAAUGACAUUAUUUACAACUGAGCUGUUCCCCAUUUGUCUUCCUUAUAUUAGGGAGCUUAGAUUUCCGUCAUUGAAUUCAUUUCAAAAUUGUUUAAUUACCUGCAAAAGGACCAUUCAAAAUGAGAUUUACUACAGAAAUAUACCAAAACUCCAUGUGUUUUCUGUCGAAACUCGACCGACAUUUUUGCAAACUCCUGAUCUAAAAGAGACCCAGUUGCUGAAAUUGGUGAAAAAGUCAUUUAAAGCUGGGAAUUUUAAUGAGGCUUUGUAUUUCCUGCAGAGUAUGGUGACUAGAGGUUACCAGCCUGAUUUGGUUCUCUGCACAAAGCUCAUUAAAGGGUUUUUUAGCAGUAAAGAAGUUGACAAAGCAAUAGAAGUAAUGAAUAUGUUAGAAACAAAAGGCGAACCUGAUUUAUUUGCAUAUAACGCCAUGAUUAGUGGUUUCUGUAAGGUAAACAGAAUUGAUGAUGCUAAUCAGUUGCUUAAUAGAAUGAGGGCUAGAGGAUAUUCACCUGAUGUAGUUACUUACAAUAUCAUGAUUGGUAGCCUUUGUAGCAGAGGGAAGCUUGAUUCAGCUUUGAGAGUUUUGGAUAAGCUGUUGAAAGACAAUUGUCGACCGACUGUCGUCACCUAUACUAUCUUGUUAGAAGCCACUAUAGUUAAUGGAGGGACGAACAAUGCGAUGAAACUGUUUGAUGAGAUGCUAAAACAAGGGCUUCAGCCUGAUAUGUAUGUAUAUAACACUAUGAUUAGAGGGAUGUGCAAAGAGGGCUCAGUAGAUCAAGCGUUUUCGUUUUUUCAGAACUUACCUGCCAAAGGCUCUCAUCCAGAUGUGAUCUCGUACAAUGUCCUCUUACGGGCGUUAUUAGACCGGGGGAAAUGGGAACAAGGAGAGCAAUUAGUGAGGAAGAUGCUAUGUAGAGGAUGUGAGCCUAAUGUUGUUACUUACAGCAUACUGAUAGCUGCAUUAUGCAAAGCUAGUAAGGUAGAGGAGGCUCUAAAUAUGCUGAAGGUUAUGAUGGAACAGGGCUUAAAACCUGAUAAUUAUAGUUAUGAUCCUCUGAUUUCAACAUUUUGUAAAGAGGGGAAAUUGGAUUUGGCUAUUGGAGUUUUGGAUCUUAUGAUCUCAAAUGGAUGCUUACCUGAUAUUGUCAAUUACAACACUGUUCUGGCAGCUCUAUGCAAAAAUGGAAAGGCUGAUCUAGCUCUGGAAAUUUUUGAUAAGCUUAGUGAUGUAGGUUGUGACCCAGAUGCAAGCUCCUACAACUGUUUAAUUACUGCAUUAUGGAAUAGCGGGGAUCGAUCUAGGGCAAUGAAAAUGGUUGAAGAAAUGUUCAAGAAUGAAAUUGAGCCUGAUGAAAUAACUUACAAUGCCCUUCUGUCGUGUUUUUGUAGAGAUAGGAUGGUCGAUGAGGCUAUGAAGUUAUUGAGAGAUAUGGAGAACUUUGGUAAUAAGCCAACAGUUAUUAGCUACAAUAUGGUCUUACUUGGUCUUUGUAAAGAACAUCGACUGACAGACGCGGUUGAAUUGCUAGGACGAAUGGUCGAAGAAGGUUGUCAGCCGAAUGAAACAACUUAUACGUUAUUGAUUGAAGGGAUAGGAUUUGCCGGAUGGCAUGAUGAGGCUAUGAAAUUGGCAAGCUCCCUGAUGGAAAUGGAAGCUAUUUCCUCUGAUUCCUUCAGGCGCUUGUGUAAGACCUUCCCCGUUCCUCCAUAAAAAGAACCUGCAGCUUAUGGACAAUGAAGUUUAUAUUGCCAUAAUGAAACAGAUUUGCAAAUUUUUUCUCGGUAUGUCAGAGAUAAGACACUGUAAAUAAAGUUUUAUAUUCAACACCCACAAUUGCAUAGAUAUUUAAUGUUGCCAGUUACUUGAAGACAUCUGACAUUCCAUAUCUGAUGUAAUUUUACCAAUUUUCUGUCCUUUUUACAUCAGAUUUGCAUUGUAUAGUUAAAGUGUGAAUAUUUGGUCGUA
Messenger RNA from Amaranthus tricolor (Joseph's coat), 2320 nucleotides. Its product is annotated as pentatricopeptide repeat-containing protein At3g04760, chloroplastic. The coding region runs from base 350 to 2065 and encodes 571 amino acids. Lineage: Eukaryota; Viridiplantae; Streptophyta; Magnoliopsida; Caryophyllales; Amaranthaceae. The transcript has a single exon. The record is from RefSeq and is a predicted model, not a curated record. Gene Ontology annotation, molecular function: protein binding.